AAGAUUUGUACUAAUUCCCAAUCCAGCACCAGGCUGCAGAAAACACUGCAGAAACAUUACAUUACGUAUUGACUCCUACCACCAUGAGCAUUGGUUUCAAUCCUUCUGUUUGAGAAGCAAUCUACUGGCUAGGAUGUUAUCACUAAUGAUAAUCUCCCAGAAGACAAGCUGAGCUCUGGCAAGAAAGUCCCUUGAGAGAACCCUCUUGCUGCUGGCUUGAAGAUGGAAUUCCAAAUUGAACAUGAAUGGAACAGUUCUCCAAUAACACAUGAUCCUGUGAAAAUCUGCCUAAAGCCAGCCCUUGAAGGGCUGCAUUUGGAUGUAUGUGCUCCUUUUUUCAAUGAUCCCUCAGCUCCACCUGGCCCCGCUGGGGAAGCUUUCCCUGGACUUUGGGACUAUGAAGUGGUAGAAGCAUUUUUUUUAAAUGGCGAGACAGAACAGUAUCUAGAAGUUGAGCUUUGUCCGCAUGGGCACCAUUUGGUGUUGCUACUUUCGCAACGCAGAAAUAUUUGGAAGGAUUGUCUACCAUUGUCUCUGAAAGUGUCCAGGACAGACACAAGAUGGAAAGGCACUGCAGUUCUCCCUUGGGAUUAUUUCCCUCCUUCAGUAGACAAAUUCAAUGCUUAUGCAAUCCAUGGCUCACAGUCAGAGAGAACAUAUGAAGCACUUUAUCCUGUUCCAGAAAAUGAAGUGCAAGCCAGACAGCAGCCUGAUUUUCACCGCUUGGAGUACUUCAGGCCUUUUAACUUCAGUGCAUUGAUGGGUGGAAAAUGGAAACAGCCUCUCUCCAGCCUGUGGAAAAUUUAACUUGUUUUAAGCUCUGCAUUUAUGCUUUAAAUGUCUUCUAAUUAUUUUAAUCAGCUCCUUUUUCAGAAUGAGCGCAGAAAAUCACACUAGAGCGUAUCACAGAUUUCUUUCUUUCUCUUUUUAAUACAAUCGGUGCGAGCUUUAUAGUAAAAUCUUCCAGCUGUAGAAACACAGCCACACCAAUUUAUAACCUUAUUUCAUAUAUAUUUGUUUUUUAAUUACCCUCUCUGAUCAUGUUUACUGAGCAGAAACCUUAAAUCUUCAUAUUAUUGGUUGGUAGUAUGGUAUCGUAAUCAAAUAAUUAUUUGACUUUGUGCUGACCCGUGACCGGACGGUAAAGGCAUUAAAUAAUGCAUGUGCAAAACGAAGAUCAUAGCCAUAAGUAUCAAAGUGCUGUUUUACUAUACCUACCUACCUACAAUGUCUGUACCUGAUGAGCAUCGAUGGAGGACUCAUUCUUUCCAAAAAGGCUCACUUGUCACUUACGCAAAAAGAAGUCAUGCAGGUAAAAUCUUGUCAAAGCAAAAAUCAAAAAUAAAGUUAAAUAUUUUAGGGGAUACAAAGCAUGUGUUACAUCCACCUAGUGAUGUAUUGCAUUAAAGUGUUUUUAUUUUAA
Molecule: messenger RNA, 1423 nt
Organism: Pelobates fuscus (common spadefoot toad)
Lineage: Eukaryota; Metazoa; Chordata; Amphibia; Anura; Pelobatidae
Product: UPF0462 protein C4orf33 homolog
Exons: 6
Coding region: 223-807 (194 amino acids)
Source: RefSeq, a predicted model, not a curated record